Molecule: messenger RNA, 1061 nt
Organism: Nicotiana tabacum (common tobacco)
Lineage: Eukaryota; Viridiplantae; Streptophyta; Magnoliopsida; Solanales; Solanaceae
Molecular function (GO): protein dimerization activity
Source: RefSeq, a predicted model, not a curated record
UGGUGGAUGGGGAGCAAAAACCACCAAUGGGCUACCUCUAUGAAGCUAUGGAUAGGACCAAGGAGGCUAUUCAAGCAUCAUUCACUGAUGAGCAGAAAUAUGCAAAGGUCUUUCAGAUCUUUGAUGCAAGAUGGAGUGAGCAACUUCAUAGACCUUUGCAUGCAGCUGGACUUAUUCUGAACCCGUCACUCUUUUAUGAUCAGCAUGAGAAUAAUUCAUUGGCUAGAGAAGUAUGGACAGGAUUCCAUGAGGUUGUUAUCAAGUUGACCCCAGAUGAAGACAUGCAAGAAAGGAUAGUGGAUCAGCUUGCUAUUUACAAGGCAGCUGAGGGACUUUUUAAGCUCCGACUUGCUAUUAAACAAAGAAAGACGAAAUCGCCAGUUGAGUGGUGGGACCAAUAUGGUGUAGAGACUCCGGAUUUACAGACUUUCGCCAUCAGAGUUCUAAGUUUAACUUGUAGCUCAUCCGGAUGUGAAAGGAACUGGAGCGUUUUUGAACACAUUCAUACAAAGAAGAGGAAUCGAUUAACCUUGAAGCGCCUCCAUAAUCUAGGGUUCAUAAAAUACAAUAGAGCAUUGAGGCGUCGCUACAACCACCGCAAUCUAAUUGAUCCAAUUCUUUUGGACAAUAUUGAUGAGGCUAAUGAGUGGCUAACCGGAGUCCCCGAAAAUUGUGAAGAUGAAGAAGUAUUUGAAGGCGAUUCUAAUUUCACUUGGGGUGAUGUUGCGGUUGCUAGUGGAGUUGGGGAGAAUCCUUAUGGUUUAAGGGGGAAUACUUCAAGUUCAAGCUCGAUUAGGAAGGGAAAAAGUGUGGCUACUACAAGUCGAUCCCUAUCCCUAAUUGAUGAAGAUGAAAGUGAUCAUGAAGAGGAAGAGGAGGGAGAGGAGGAAGAUGACGAGCAAUAUGAAGAUAAUAGAGGAAUUCAAGAUUUUGACAAUCUUGAAGAAGAACAAGAAGAGUAGAAGAAUAAGAGGUUGAUUCUAGUAAUUUAGUAGCUUUGAUUUUGACAAUUUGAACUUUUUGAUUAUUUAUAAUUUUAUAUUGUGUCUUUGCAAGGUUUA